Tympanuchus pallidicinctus (lesser prairie-chicken) is the source of this 2903-nucleotide messenger RNA. RefSeq names its product WASP family member 2 (gene WASF2). NCBI's taxonomy places the organism in Eukaryota, Metazoa, Chordata, Aves, Galliformes, Phasianidae. Gene Ontology annotation, molecular function: actin binding; protein kinase A regulatory subunit binding; Arp2/3 complex binding. The record is from RefSeq and is a predicted model, not a curated record. The transcript is spliced from 9 exons. Bases 155 to 1645 code for a protein of 496 amino acids. Gene Ontology annotation, biological process: actin cytoskeleton organization; positive regulation of Arp2/3 complex-mediated actin nucleation. Gene Ontology annotation, cellular component: cytoskeleton.
GCGGCCGGGAGGAGGCGGGGCCAGGCCCGGUCAGGGCAGGGAGGGGGAGCUGUGGAAUGGCGGACGGCCGGGCUGGCCCGCCCUGGUGGUAACGAGCCCGGGGGGCCUGAGAGAGCAGCACCGGAGUGGGAACAGUGCCUGAAGCAGGUCCACCAUGCCGUUAGUAACGAGGAACAUUGAGCCAAGGCACCUGUGCCGUCAGACGUUGCCUAGCGUUCGAAGCGAGCUGGAAUGCAUGACCAACAUCACCCUGGCAAAUGUCAUUCGACAGCUGGGCAGCCUGAGUAAAUUUGCAGAAGACAUAUUUGGAGAGCUGUUUACUCAAGCCAACACUUUUGCCUCCCGGGUGAGCGUUCUUGUCGAGAGAGUUGACCGCUUGCAAGUCAAAGUCACUCAGCUGGAUCCCAAAGAGGAGGAAGUCUCCCUGCAGGGCAUUAACACCAGGAAGGCCUUCAAAAGCUCCACUACUCAGGACCAGAAGCUCUUCGACAGAGAUUCUCUGCCGGUGCCUGUCCUUGAAACCUAUGGGACCUGCAAUACUCCUCCACCUCUCAACAUUCUUUCCCCUUACAGGGACGAUGGCAAGGAGGCACUUAAAUUCUACACGGAUCCUUCCUAUUUCUUUGACCUUUGGAAAGAGAAAAUGCUUCAGGACACCAAGGAUAUUAUGAAAGAGAAGCGGAAGCACAGGAAAGAGAAAAAGGAGAAUCCGAACCGAGGAAACGUGAACCCACGGAAAAUCAAAACCCGAAAAGAAGAGUGGGAGAAACUGAAAAUGGGGCAAGAAUUCGUUGAGAUAAAGGACAAACACGGUCCUGCUGGGUACCCCUCUAACAUGGUGUAUCAGAACGGCAGCAUUGGCUCCAAUGAAAGCAUGGAGGUGAACUGCUACCCGCCGCCGCCGCAGACUGACUCUAUUGUGCCUCCACCUCCUUCGUUCCCAGAUGACAGCCUGCCUCCACCCCCGGUGGAAUUUAGCUAUCCUGUAGACAACCAAAGAGGUUCUGGUUCUGGAGGGACCAAAAGAUCCAGCCUGGUCAGCCCGAGCCACCCACCGCCAGCUCCUCCGAUCGGAUCCCCCGCCGGGUCCAGGCCGGGCUUUGCUCCCCCUCCAGCACCGCCUCCACCACCACCAAUGAUGGGCAGCACCCCUCCUCCACCGCCCCCAUCCCCAGGCACCCCGCCGCCGCCCUCUCCCCCCUCUUUCCCACCUCACCCCGACUUUGCUGCCCCGCCUCCACCGCCGCCCCCUCCAGCGGCCGAAUACAGCGGCGUGCAGCCCCCUCCUCUGCCCCAGCCAGGGGGUGGGAGCGUGCCACCCCCCCCGCCCCCCCCACCGCCUCCUGGCCCCCCGCCUCUGUCUUCCAGUGGCCUCGAUGGGCCCCCGGCGCCGCCUCCACCCUCAGACACCUCCUCCUCCAAGCCCAAGUCAUCCCUGCCCGCUGUUAGCGAUGCCAGGAGCGAUUUGCUUUCGGCGAUUCGUCAAGGCUUCCAGCUCCGCAAGGUGGAAGAGCAGCGGGAGCAGGAGAAGAGGGACGUUGUGGGCAACGACGUGGCGACCAUCCUGUCGCGCCGCAUCGCCGUGGAGUACAGCGACUCUGAGGAUGACUCUUCAGAGUUCGAUGAGGACGAGUGGUCGGAUUAACCACGGCCCCGUCCCCUCGGUUCCCUUCCCUCCUGGGUUAACGGCUUCUUAAAGAAGCAGGUGGCCAAACCUUCCGCCGUUUCCUUUUCAUCCCGUAACCAAAGAUGUGCCAAGGGUUUUCAGACAACCACCAGCAUAUCUCCCCUCUCCCUCCCCCCCGGGCUUUGGCAGGACUUUGUGCUCUGCCUUUCCAAUAGGUCUCCUCGCAGGCAGUGAGGAUGGAGGCGUUGGGAUUUGGCUGGAGGCAGUGCAACGGUUGCUUAUUUAAGAGAACUAAACCUCCAGAUCCUCGAUGCCACCAGGCAGAGCACACAAAACCCCUCCGUCCUGAGGGAUUUUUAAAGCAAAGAUGGAUGAUCCUGUUGUGGCCUUUCAGAUGAAGGACGUUUUCAGCUAGUUUCCUCAUUGCAACAGCAGGCAGUUGAUCUAGUGGCUCUUCCUUUCCAGUGAAUACUGGUAGUGCUGCAAGAAAACGGGCUUUAAAUGUCUGUUUUCUGCUGCAUCCCACUGUCACAUAAUCAGUUUUCGGCACAAUUCCUUCCCCUCUGACCCUCCUCAGUAUUUCCAGACUCACCCCUGCAGGGGGGCACUGCUGGCUGUAGGGCUGCAGCGUGCAUGGGGUGCAAUGAGAGGGGGCUGUGUUCCUUUUUAAAGCUGCCUUUACCUCCCUCAGCAACCUCCAGGACUGCUUUGCCACAAGGGAGCCUUGCACAAAGGGAUGCAGGGCUGCAGCAGGACGGCUGCUUGGCUUCCUGCUGCAGGGAGAGCAGAGCUGACGGCUCCGCUUCGUGCUGAAAGAAACAAAGCAAAACCCAGAAGUGCCUACAGCAGGGAAGCAGCAGGGAGGGCUGCUCUGAGCACCAGGCCCCGUUUGACCAGUUGGAAUCGCUGCUUCUCUCCUGCAGCGAGCGCGCUUUUGCAGAGAGCAUUGCUGCAGGAAUUGCUGGUGUUACUUUUGCUUCCUCCUCCCUUUCACUUCAGGAUUGGGGGGGUCCUGUGCCUCAAACCACCUCGUGUGUGUGAGCUGAGUUGCCCGUUGGUUCCAUCACACCUCACCCGUGUUGUUCCCCGCGUUUUGUUCCUGUAGUUGAUUAGUUAAUUUCUUAACUAAUUUCCUCUCCCAGCUAACCCUGCGGAUUCCUAGGCUGCUCACUACAGGCAGGGGAAGAAAAUGGAGAACUUGAACCAGCUGACCUAGGUGUUACUGCUGUUUUAUAUUACAUAGAAUAUAUGCAUAUCUUGGAAAUCUAUAAGCAAA